This is a messenger RNA of Rhagoletis pomonella (apple maggot), 815 nucleotides long. Its product is annotated as probable serine/threonine-protein kinase dyrk1. The record is from RefSeq and is a predicted model, not a curated record. NCBI's taxonomy places the organism in Eukaryota, Metazoa, Arthropoda, Insecta, Diptera, Tephritidae. The transcript has 2 exons. Bases 178 to 627 code for a protein of 149 amino acids.
GGGUUUCGUUGUACGUAGUAGUUCGGGUAUCGAUGGAUGUUUAGUAACGGUUUUUGUUGGAUUCGACGGUUAUUUUGAUUUGGAGUGCUCAGUUAGAGUGCAAAAUUCCAAGCAAAAAUUUCACUCGUAACCAAGAAAAGCAAAAAAAAGAAAACACAAAGUGGAAGCAAUGAAAAAAUGUUUGGCCUGAAAAUGUGUGAUACAACAAAAACAACAACAUCAUUAGCAUGCUACCGAAAUAGCAAUAGUGAAAACAAUCAACAAAACAACAACUACAGCAGCAGCAGCAGCAGCAGCACAAUUUGCAUAAAGUACAGUGUAUUGAAGCGUGCGCCAGUGCAGUUGCAUAAGACGAACAUCAACAACAACAACAACAACAACAACAAAAGCAAGCUAGUUACUAAAAUCAACAGAAAAAGUUACAGCAGAUACAACAAAGUCAACAAAAGCAGCAAUUAUAAUAAAAAUUGCAAAUAUCAGUACAAUAUUGUUGCUAAAAUAGCUAACAAUAAUAAUAAUAAUAAAAUAAACUACUGGCGCAUAAAUUGCGGCAGUAAGGUAAACAGCAGCAGCAGCAGCAACAGCAGCAACAGCAGCAAUUGUUUGCUUUAUUGCUGGCCUUCAUAAGCGGCAAUUUAGCAUGUGUACAACCAUUUGCGGGUAUAUAUAGUAUUUGCAAGCAGCAACAACAACAUGCGAAAAGGCUAAUGCAAUAAGACAGCAACAAUGAAAAAUUAUAAAUACAUUUUGGUAUAAUGAAUUGAGCGCAACGUAGUGAUUUGGAGCAAAAAGCAGCGGUGCAAAAAAAUAAAAAC